This is a messenger RNA of Pocillopora damicornis (cauliflower coral), 847 nucleotides long. Its product is annotated as ubiquitin-conjugating enzyme E2 S. Lineage: Eukaryota; Metazoa; Cnidaria; Anthozoa; Scleractinia; Pocilloporidae. The record is from RefSeq and is a predicted model, not a curated record.
GCUUUACUGUGCAUUGGCUUACGGAAAACGAACUGUUACUAUCAAAGUAGUUAUAAUUCGCGAGUUUUGUUCGCUUUUCUUAACCUUUCGAUUAGAGAAAGAUUCAAACGAAUGGCAUCGACUAGUUCGAACGUCGAGAAUCUUCAUCCUCAAAUCCUCAAGCAAGUUAUGAAAGAGCUGAGGAGUUUGUCUUGCGAUCCUCCCGAAGGCAUCAAGAUUUUAAGUAACGAUGAAGAUAUAACAGACAUACAAGCAACAAUAGAAGGCCCAGCUGGCACCCCUUACGAAGGAGGACUCUUUCGUGUGAAAUUAGUUCUUGGGAAGGAUUUUCCUGCCAGCCCUCCAAAAGGAUUUUUUUCAACCAAAAUAUUUCACCCAAAUGUUGCCAGUAAUGGAGAAAUCUGUGUAAACACAUUAAAGAAAGAUUGGAAACCAGAUCUUGGUGUAAAGCAUAUAUUAUUGACUAUAAAGUGUCUUCUUAUUGUCCCAAAUCCUGAAUCUGCAUUAAACGAAGAAGCUGGCAAGCUGCUCCUAGAGAGAUAUGAUGACUAUUCAAAACGAGCUCAGUGGUGGACAGAUAUCCAUGCCAAGACCAGUCACUGUACUAAAAUGGAGAGUAUGGAAAAAGGGGAAAGUGUUGAAGCUACUCAAGGGAUUAAAAGAGCUAGUGAUAAAGCACUAGACAAGAAGAAAAAAGACAAGAAGAGAGCUUUAAAAAGACUCUAAUAGAUGCUUAAUGUCUCAAUUAUUGAAGUAAUCAUGAUAAUAAUUCUAUCAUAUGUUGAGUGUACAGUGUAUAUAUAUAAUGUGGAGCUGCUCACACAUUUAUACAGAAAAAGAUCACUCC